AUGGAUGAAUUAGUGGCACAAUCUCCAGAACAACAGAUAAUUACAAGCGCGCCCGUAACUUCUGCAAUUCCAACAACAGAUGAUAAUGAUGUGGGAAUAAUAUCAAACUGGCAAUCUAAAAUAAAUACAAAUGCUGAGCCUAAAGAGAUUAUUUUACCGUCAGCAAUAUCGACGAUGACUAGUACGACACCACUGGAUUUACAAACAGAUAAUCCUUUGGAGCUUUUCAUAUGUCCAACAUUCUGUGAAACUUUGGCAAUUUCGCCUGCUGAAACGCCAUAUGCACCAAUCGGCGCUUUGAUUCCAUCAGUAUUGAAGCAAGUAAAACACGUUGACACUGAAAUUGAGGUAAAAGAACCCGGACAACAGUCUGCUGUUGAUCAACAACACAGCACAAAAGAUCUUUCGACCUUUUCAAGAAAUUUGGAACAGGUUUCCAAGCCAGCUUCAGUGACCAUAUCAACAUCGAUAGUACCGAUAGACGAGAAACCUGUGAAAAAUGCACGGGAGGACGGAAGUGAUUUCGUUUUUUACAAGUGUCGUUUCUGUGGACUUACUUAUAACUAUCUAACAACGUUGCGGGCUCAUGAACGAGUACACAAUAUCGAUGAGCCUUACAAGUGUAAUCGUUGUUCGGAAUCAUUUCAUUAUAUGUGUGAAUUGGACUACCACGCCAAACAGCACAGCGAUUUGAAAGGUUACAAGUGUGAGUGUGGCAGAACAUUUCAUUCUUACACCGAUUUGCUGUAUCAUAAACAUCCAGGUGAUGAGGAUAAAGAAUCAAUCACUACAACGGCACCCAUUGCUGCAAAAUCUGCUCCGCCUAUUCCAGAAAGUGAUUUUCCUAUUCCAAAAUUCAUUGAGGAAGGAUUUGAACCAAAGCAUCCUCUGAAAGUUUAUUCCGAUGUGCGACUUAAUCCAUACAUUUGUCAAUAUUGUUCGAAAAGUUAUCCAAACAGUCGUAUGUUAGCAUAUCACAUGUAUGGACAUCGAGGUGAAAAGAUAUUCAACCCUCGUGUUUCAAGAUACCUAAUGGCACGUACCGAGAACUCCUACAUCAGUCCAAGAUCUUAA
This is a messenger RNA of Brugia malayi, 1074 nucleotides long. RefSeq lists its product as uncharacterized. NCBI's taxonomy places the organism in Eukaryota, Metazoa, Nematoda, Chromadorea, Rhabditida, Onchocercidae. The coding region runs from base 1 to 1074 and encodes 357 amino acids. The record is from RefSeq and is a predicted model, not a curated record. The transcript has 7 exons.